Messenger RNA from Quercus robur (English oak), 1030 nucleotides. RefSeq lists its product as uncharacterized. NCBI's taxonomy places the organism in Eukaryota, Viridiplantae, Streptophyta, Magnoliopsida, Fagales, Fagaceae. The transcript is spliced from 2 exons. Bases 44 to 847 code for a protein of 267 amino acids. The record is from RefSeq and is a predicted model, not a curated record.
AAAAUAAUGCUUUUGGCAACUAGUUUCUUAUAUUUUUUCUUGUAUGCAGGCAUCAGUUGAGCAUAAUGCAUGGGAACUGAAGCAAUAUAUUGAGGAGCUCUACUGGGGAUCUGGCAAGCGUGUAAUGCUGCUAGGGCACAGCAAGGGUGGAGUUGAUGCUGCAGCUGCAUUGUCUGUUUACUGGUCUGAUUUGAAAGACAAAGUUGCUGGUUUGGCACUUGUACAGAGUCCCUAUGGUGGCACCCCUCUAGCUUCUGAUAUUCUCCGUGAAGGUCAGAUUGCUGACAAAGAAACCCGGAAGAUCAUGGAGUUCUUGAUAUGCAAGCUAAUUAAGGGUGACAUAAGGGCAUUGGAGGAUCUCACAUAUGAGAAGCGGAAGGAGUUCAUCAUGAAACACAAGCUCCCUGAAAAUAUCCCUUUGGUCUCCUUCCAUUCUGAGGCAAGUAUAGCUCCUAGUGUCCUUGCCACAAUGACUCACAUAGCCCAUGCGGAACUUCCCUGGCUUCCGUUUCCCAACUUUGGCAAUGAGGAGUCUGAUAAUGUUCAAGCAGGACGUCAAGUGCCUGUAGUGAUUCCUUUAUCUGCAGCCAUGGCUGUAUGUGCACUCCACUUGCAGCUCAGGUAUGGGGAGAAGAGUGAUGGUCUAGUGACAUGCCGUGAUGCUGAAGUUCCAGGCUCAGUUGUCGUCAGACCAGACAAGAAGCUUGACCAUGCCUGGAUGGUGUACUCAUCAAGGAAGAAGAAUCCUAGUGAACCUGAUGCUUGUGAAAUGUGUGAGGCUCUUUUGACACUGCUUGUGGAGCUUGGGAAGAUGAAGCAAGAAGCAAGGGAGAAUUCUAAGGACUAAUCCAUAGUUCAAACAGGAUUCUUUGUUAUAUCUUUACAUUUUAAAAAAGAAAAAAGAUAGUAUCAUUACUUGGAUUAACUUAUCAUGUCUUUUUAACAAUUAUUCAGAAACAUUUCAGCAAAAAAGGGAAAAAUUCAAUAGAAAUGAAUGGUGGCAAAAUCUUGCUACUUUGUUGUGGAUCUA